Ichthyophthirius multifiliis is the source of this 1115-nucleotide messenger RNA. RefSeq lists its product as hypothetical. The transcript has 5 exons. Gene Ontology annotation, molecular function: protein binding. Lineage: Eukaryota; Ciliophora; Oligohymenophorea; Hymenostomatida. The record is from RefSeq and is a predicted model, not a curated record.
AAGAAAAAUAAUAAAAAUUUUAGUCUAAUAAAAAAAUAAAAAAUAUGAAAUCAAAUAAUAUUAAUACUGAAAAUAGAAACUCAUAAAAAUAAUAAUUUUAUGUAAAAUAAGUAAAAGAUUAUAUAACUAGCAAAAUAAAAAAAAAAUAAUCGAUAGAAUUACAAUAAGACUAUAAAGAAUUAAAAAGCUAAUUAUAAAAUAGUAAUAAAAUAUAAAGUUUUCCAUUACUGCCUUAAAAAAAACAUUCAAUGUAAAUAUUAAAAGAAAAUUUGAAUAAAAACAAUGAAGAACAAAAUGAAAAAAUAGAAUAAAAAAAUGUUCGAUAUGAUCCUCAAGAUAUACUAGUUGCAAUAGCUUCUGAAAACGGAACAAUUCAAAUUAUUUUUGAAUAUAAGGGAUAAAUAGCAUAUAAUUUAUAAGAUCCAAGUUUAAAGUAAGCUCCAGUAACAUGUGUAAGAUGGAAUCCUGAUUCACUUAUAAAAAACAUGUUAUUAUCAACUUAUUCUGAUGGAAAAACAUUAUAUUGGAAUGUUUAGAAUUAAAAAAUAGUUCAUAUGUUUGAGGAAAAAGGAAAUGAUUUAAAUACUUGUGAUUUUAAUUUAGAUGGAAGUAAAUUUAUUACAGGAGGAUUGGAUACUAAAGUAAGACUUUAUGAUUUGGAAACACAAUAAUGUUAAAUUUUAUAAGCUGGAAUAUGUUCAGGCCAUAAAAAUAGGAUAUAUGCUUCUAAAUUUUCUACAGAGAAUAUUCUUUUAACAGCUGGAUGGGAUUAAAGUGUAUUAAUGUGGGAUAUACGAAGGUCAUGGAGAGAAGAUAAGUAAUUAUAAUUAUGGGAUAUUAGAUAAACUAAGAAAUGUAUUGAUAUUAUUUUAGAUAUUGAAAAAUCAUUUAUUUAUUGUUGUUAGUUUUCUAAAUCUGAUGAUAAUUAUAUUAUUGCAGGAAGUUCUGGAACUAAUUUAAUUUUAUUAUUUGAUAGAGAAUGUAAUAAUAAAUGUGUUGAUGUAUUACACUAAAAUAUUAACAAAGGGAUUUUUUCUAUUGAUUGGGCAAAUUACAGAAAUAGUGCUAGCUAUGGAACUUCUGAUGGAAAAUGGGGAAGUAUGGAAAUAAUUUGA